UUAGUCGGUACAGCGGCCAGUGUUUACGCAAGCUUGUAUACUGGGAAAGGAAAUGGACCCACAGCUUAUAAGUAGAUCGAAUUUCGAAGCUUCAUAUAAUACUGACUGUCCGUCUCUGCUAGCGACUACUUGCACCAAAAAGGAACCUCGCAAAGUAUGACCACGCCUACGCAGAUCACAGAAAUGUGGAAUUCACUCUCAAGUCUCAAUGAGCCCUUUUCUCCAGACAACAUUACAUUCCUUCGCCAAUGCAUGCAUGAUCUUAAUCUUAACAUUAGCGGUAUUCCGAUGAAAUUUCGAAGGUUGAUCGAGCGCAGACGCCAGUGCGAAGCUAUCCUUCGCGGAAUCGGAUUUCGAAAGCUCCCUCCAGAGCUGAUGUCGGAAAUAUUCCUUUGUUUGACCAGGCCCGUGCUAGAAUUGAACGGAAACUAUGCGCUAUUUCCCCACUUUUUGAAAGUUCCAUUCAUCCUUUCGCGAGUCUGCAGACGAUGGCGAACAGUGGCGCUAUCGACACCAGCGCUAUGGACUCGUUUCAUGGUGAUGCUUCACGGUACAAGCCAAGCCGAAUUGGUCGAAUGCAUUCUGGAACGGUCGCGUCUACUACCGCUUCAUGUCGUUGUCAGCUCGCGCGACAAUGGUAAAAGGGCGGACAUGGAUAACUUCCUCCGUGCUAUGAACACCUUGAUCAGCAAUAUUUCUCGUCUUGAAAAACUUGCGCUAUUCAUCCUCAAUGGCGCUGAUGGUUUACCUCCUACACUCCCCCUUGUACCUCCAGCAGGAGCACCGAACAUGCGUGUAAUACAAUUUCAUAACUUGAAUUCCCCCGAACCUUCAAAAACAAUCGCCUGGCUAUCCGAACUCUUGCACGGGUCUCCAAAUUUGCAAAGUCUCUAUCUACGCUCAGCGGAAAAAAUUCAGCUGGAGAGCGCCGCCUGGGUCCAUUUACAACACUUCAAAGCUUCUUACGGGAUCCGGCUACAAGACUUGUUUGCUCUUUUUGUGUAUUGUACAGAAUUGCGGACCUGCGAAGUGCAGUUGCAUGCGCCCAUCCAGCUUGACAUAGCACCGACCACAGAAAUUGCGCUGCAACAUUUGGACACCUUGACUUUGACAAACGCUCGAGGGGAUGAUUUAAAAGCAGUGUUCCGCUGGCUGACUUUUCCUAGUCUCAAGAAGCUUACGCUGAGUGGCUUUCGCGGUGCAGAGUGGCCGGAUGAGCUUUUCUUAAACUUCUUAUCGAGGUCUAGAUUUAGCUUGAAGUCCCUUUCCCUAGCCACUCUGCUUUUCACAGAGGCAAAUCUCGUGUCUUAUCUUCAUCACCCGUCCAUUCACGAUUCGCUCGAAGAAUUGAUUAUCUACCAAUGGGGGGAGAAAAUCAAUGCAUCCUUCCUCGACUACCUUACAUUCAAGCUACCCUCUUCUUCGGAUGCAAUGCAUAAUCCACCUCCAUUCCUUCCAAAACUAUUCAGCAUUUCUCUCACCGUUGACGCCAUUGAUCAUGCAGUUGCUCUGAGGCGUUUUGUCGCUUCUCGGUGGUAUGAUAUUGCUGCAUACGAAGUUCCACUCCCUGUGGCAAGUUUAAAAUACAUUCACGUUCGCUUUAUCGUUCCUUAUGCACCCAACGUUAACGUGUCCAUCGAUGAAAUCAAGCAUGUUUUCAGUCGAAUUGCGAGAUCUCGAGGGACUGGGCUGAGAUUCGAGACGAUUGCUGUGCUUUCCGACCAGUACAACGGAAUCGAAAGGUUGACAAGUCAAUCAGUCAUUUAAGGGUAUGCAUAGGAUGAGAACAGGCUUCAUACCAGGACCUAGUAUCCAUGAAAAGGGACGGACGCUAGUGUACAUAGCGAAGAGACUCUU
Molecule: messenger RNA, 1857 nt
Organism: Lentinula edodes (shiitake mushroom)
Lineage: Eukaryota; Fungi; Basidiomycota; Agaricomycetes; Agaricales; Omphalotaceae
Exons: 2
Coding region: 157-1767 (536 amino acids)
Source: RefSeq, a predicted model, not a curated record